This is a messenger RNA of Sphaerodactylus townsendi, 5698 nucleotides long. It is a transcript of the gene ARVCF, whose product is annotated as ARVCF delta catenin family member. Gene Ontology annotation, biological process: cell-cell adhesion; cell-cell junction assembly. Gene Ontology annotation, molecular function: cadherin binding. Lineage: Eukaryota; Metazoa; Chordata; Lepidosauria; Squamata; Sphaerodactylidae. Gene Ontology annotation, cellular component: plasma membrane; cytoplasm; adherens junction. The record is from RefSeq and is a predicted model, not a curated record. Bases 723 to 3851 code for a protein of 1042 amino acids. The transcript is spliced from 24 exons.
UUCCGGAGCGCCCCGUUUGGAGGCAGAAGAAUCGGAGGGGAGGGGGAGGCGCGAUGCAAGGAGGUUCACUCUGACCCGGCUGCGCAGGAGGAGAGAGGCGGAGGGUGGGGGGCGUCUGUCUGUGUUAUAAUACCCCCCUCCCCCCCCCCGCUCUGCAAAGCCGGCGAGCAUCAGCCAGCCAGAGAGACCCGCCGGGGCUGCCUUCCUUCCCCGCUCGGGCUGGCGGUGCAAUUGCUGAGUGUUGGAUUUGCGGAGUCCCCUCCCCCUUCUCUCCCCCCCCCCCUCCGCCUCCCGGUGCUCGUGUGAAACCAGCAACGCGAGGGGAGGGAAGCUGGAGGCAGAGCGAGGGAGCCGGAGGACGAGACGAUGAGUUCUUUUUCCUGGUGUCGUGUGGAGCCAGUCUCAAGUUAAAAAUCUGAUAAGGUUUGUGGUACGGAUAAAAUCAAGGAAGAAAGAACAGUGUAUACCAUGCUGGAAGAAGGAUGGAAUGAAAAUAUAAUAAAUAAAUACUUUCAUCAAGCUGGAAAUUCCCUGGGCUUCAUAUCAAGGAGGAGCCUUUGGCUUUAAACGGAACUACAAGCAGAGGCCCAUACAAAACGCUGACUCAGUUUGAAGCUGGUCUGCUUUCCCUUUAAGGUUUAAUGUGUGUGAUGUCACAGCAUCUCUAACACUGAGAAUCUCUUUACCUAAUAGUUAACAGGCCCAAGAAUUUCAGACCAGUUAUGGAGGACUAUGAUAUCAGGUCCGCUGCCAGCAUUUUAGCCUCGGUUAAGGAGCAAGAGGCUCGCUUUGAGCGGCUCACCCGGGCCCUUGAAGAGGAACGGCGCAAUGUCUCCCUGCAGCUCGAGCGCGCCAAUCAGCCGUCUGACCGAGUGAGCGCGUGCAACAUUGGCAAUGGCCAGCCCCUGGCGACCGCCUGGCAGCAGCUGGUCCUGCAGGAGCAAAGCCCCAGCAACCAGACUUCCAUAGCGAUGAUGCAGGAGCCUCAAGAAACUGUUGAAGAGACUGUGACGGUAGAGGAAGACCCGGGCACCCCAACAUCUCAUGUUUCUAUUGUGACCUCAGAAGAUGGAACCACAAGAAGAACUGAAACCAAGGUUACAAAAAUGGUGAAAACUGUCACCACUAGAACAGUGCGCCAAGUCCCCCUUGGUCCUGAUGGCCUCCCUGUGGUGGAUGGCUCAUCUCCCAUGGGUAGUUACACUGACUCGAUAGACAGAAGACAAAUGAAGAAUGGGGAACGUUAUGUAACACCACAAGCAUCUUCCACCUUGACCCGGUCUUACAAUAGCUACAAUGAUACCUACCCUGAUGGCCACGAUGGCCAAUAUCGUCCUUUCAUGGGCCAUGAUGGUUAUGGAGAUCUUCCUGACAACUACGGCAGUUUGUCCCGUGGCGUCAGUUACCGUCCACGUUACGCCUACGUCCCUGGGAACAGUUACCGGCCAGAGGAUGGCAGUUUCACUUUGCCAAACAGAAGGGAUAACUACGGCCCACUCUCUCAACCACAAGUGCCAACAGGCAGCAACAUGGACUUAAACCGCUCCCAGCCGGAACGAUUCCAGCCGGAGCCGUAUGGGCUUGAGGAUGAUAACCGCAGCCUCGGGGUGGACGAUGAGGGGUACGAACUGGACCCAGAGUACUCGACAGUGAACCGAAGGACGUCUGCUGGGAUGCCUGAGAGAGGAAGGCCUCUCAAGGGAAGGGGCUAUGAUGAUCCAAUUGAGUCUGAGAUUGUCGAUGAGAGGAUCCCAUACCUGCAUGGUAGCUAUGCGGCACCACUGGCACAGCCAGAGAGGGGGAGCAUGGCCAGCAUUGACCGCCUGGGCAAGCGCUCUCCUUCCAUCGACAGCAUCCGCAAAGAUCCCAGGUGGCGGGACCCCGACCUCCCCGAAGUAAUCGCUAUGCUUAGUCACCCCAUCGACCCUGUCAAGUCCAACGCUGCCGCGUACCUUCAGCAUCUGUGCUACGAGAACGAUAAAAUUAAGAAGGACGUGAGGCAUCUCAAAGGGAUUCCAAUCCUAGUUGGCCUGCUAGACCAUCCAAAGCCAGAGGUGCACCGCAAAGCUUGCGGGGCUCUCCGAAACAUCUCCUAUGGAAAGGAUAACGAGAACAAGGUGGCAAUAAAGAACUGUGAUGGGAUCCCAGCUUUAAUCAGGUUACUGCGGAAGACAAAUGACAUGGAAGUGCGGGAGCUCAUUACAGGUACCCUUUGGAACCUGUCAUCCUAUGAGCCCCUCAAAAUGGUAAUCAUUAACCACGGUCUUCAGACACUGACCAAUGAAGUGAUCAUCCCCCAUUCUGGUUGGGAGAGCGAGCCAAAUGAAGACUCAAAGCCUCGCGAUGCCGAGUGGACCACUGUCUUCAAGAACACGUCAGGAUGCUUGAGGAACGUAAGUUCAGACGGAGCCGAAGCUCGCAGGCGGCUGCGGGAGUGCGACGGCUUAGUGGAUGCCCUCCUCCAUGCUCUGCAGUCUGCAGUAGGCAAGAAAGACACGGAUAACAAGUCGGUGGAGAACUGUGUGUGCAUCAUGCGGAACCUCUCCUACCAUGUCCACAAAGAAGUUCCAGGAGCGGACAAGUUUCAAGAUCUAGAAGCAAACCAACUGGGAAGUUUGGGAGGCACUCAGAAAAAGAAAAAAGACGACGCUGGCUGCUUUGGAGGGAAGAAGACAAAAGAGGAGUGGUUCAAUCAAGGAAAGAAGAAUGGCGACGUGGAUAGGAACUUCGACACACUGGACUUGCCGAAGAGGUCCGAAUCAGCAAAAGGAAAAGCGAAGGGGGAGGAAAAGUCGCGCUUUACCAGGUUUCGAAAACCGUGGUGCUUCUCUGACAUGAGGCGCAGUGAGUUUGGAAGAGGCCAAAAUGAAUGCGUAAUGGAAAAUCUAACCCGGAGGGAAUGUAAACUCACUGCAAGGCAGAGCACAGGGUUCCAGUUGCUCUACCAGCCAGAGGUGGUGAGGCUUUACCUCUCAAUCCUCACAGAAAGUCAAAAUUUCAAUACUCUCGAAGCAGCCGCGGGGGCUUUGCAGAACCUCAGCGCUGGAAACUGGACAUGGUCCACGUAUAUCCGGGCAACGGUACGGAAAGAGAGGGGCCUGCCUGUCCUUGUGGAGCUCCUCCAGUCAGAUUCGGACAAAGUGGUGAGGGCAGUGUCCAUCGCUCUGCGGAAUCUGUCCAUGGAUCGUCGCAAUAAAGACCUCAUAGGUAGUUACGCCAUGGGGGAGCUGGUCCGAAAUUUGCCUAGCAGGCAGCAAAGGUCAUCUAAAAACCUGGAGGAAGACACAGUGGUGGCUGUUCUCAAUACCAUCCAUGAAAUCAUCACUGACAGUUCCGAAAAUGCCAGGUCCCUGAUCCAGACGCAAGGCAUUCAGAAGCUGGUCGCCAUCAGCAAAUCAAGCCAAUCUUCCCGAGAAACCAAGGCAGCCUCUCACGUUCUUCAGAUGACCUGGAGCUACAAAGAGUUACGGGGUGUUUUGCAGAAGGACGGCUGGACCAAAUCCCAUUUCCAGUCGGCAUCUGCUACUCCGAAGGGAUCCAAAGGCACCUCCUGCAGGUCUGGCUACGAUGACAGCACUCUGCCUCUCGUGGAUAAAAGCCAAGAUAACGAGAAAUCUGGAAGUUGUGACAUGAUUCCUAUGGAUGAACUAGGUCCAGAUGGCUACUCCACCAUUGAUCACCGGGAAAAAGAGCGGAAGUACAAAGCCAAUGACCAUAUGGGAGAUGCAUCAGAGAAAGAACCUUUAAAAAAUGACACAAAUAGGAAAACCCUUAACAGGAGUAACAGGGCUUCGGUGACUCUGGUGGAUGCCCGUGACCCUAAACCCCAGCCUGUUGACUCCUGGGUCUAAUUUGCAUGCAUGGGCUAAAGUCCAGCCGCUUGUUUUAUAAUUAUUAUUUCCUCAACUAAAAGAAGAAAUCAACACACAGGAUCUCAUUACUCAUCACUGCCAUUCGGAUUCAGAGGGCCUUGCAUUUGUUUUUUGCAUCGGUGGAACCAAACAGGCUGCGGAUUCCGUGGGGUGCGUGGGGGGCCGGGUGGUCUCCAUCAGGCAGGCCUUGAGCAACCUGCCUUACAAGCCGGGCUGUUACAUUCCUGGCUGACAGCCCCUUCCCACCGGAGAAGGCAGAAUCAAAAUCCAUGCUUACGUCUAACAGAUUAGGUUCUUAGCUGACUCUUCUAAGUGGAUGGUGCCAAGUACGAAAUGAAGGUCACGAGAUGGGGAAGGAAAUCAAAAGGCGAGCGAAGGAGAAACUGCAAAAACAUUCAAAAGUAUAUCCUCGGUAGUCAUGAGAAAUAGCACUUUUUUCUUCCUUUUCUUAUUUUUGAACUGUGAAUUUUUUUUUAAAAAAAAAUAGCAAUUCCGAUUAUUUUUUGUGCCCUAAUCAUUGAGGUUUUAUUCUUUGGGAAGAGUGGAAGUGUUGAGUUGUUUGUUGGGAUUUGUUGAAAGAAGAAAGGGGGGGAAAAUCUUGGUUGAAUGGCUCGGAAUGUGGUAGUCGAAACUGACGGGAGCAAUAUAACACUGUGCUCUCUCUACCGUCACUGCAACCUGGUGUACAAUUCUUCUGCCUUUUUGACUUCUGUAAUGGCUCUUGUUUUUUGUACUUCCAAACAUAUAAAUGGUUCAUCCAUGGUUUUUUUGCUGUCCUCAUUCAGAAACCUCAGACAAGUCUGGAGCAGAUUGACUUUUCCUUGAUUCUGACAUUCAUGAUGUGUUAGAAAGAGGGGGAGUCCUUCCCUCCCUUCUUAAUUUUCAGCAUGUCAGUGUUCAGUCCAUGGCAACUGAACUUCCAGUGCCUUGGGGCAGGUUCUGUUUGCCAUAACAUUUGAACAACGUGGAAGUGUCCUUGUUUUAAGGGGAUGUGAUUGGAAUGCAACUGCACGCUUCAGAUUUUAUUUUUGAUGUUCAAAUAAUCACCCACUGCUGGACUGCUUCUAUGGUUUUGACUAGAAUAUUAACAAAAUGUGUUUCAAAGGGAAUUGUAACAUGUUUUUUUUCUUCAAGUCACAGGUGUGGAUUCUUUAGUCUGUAAUUCACAAUUGAGAAAUGACGAUUUCCCACUUAUGAGCAAAAUCUUCUCCAGAGUUUCUUUGUCACAUGAGUCUUGGUAGAAGACUUUGGCCAUUGGUGGAUUUAACCAUAUCCCUUUUCUUCCCUCUAUACAGUAUACAGUGAUUCUUUGUGCUUUAACCACGUUAAUUUAGGAUUUGGUCUGGUAUAGACAAGAAAUGACAGGAGGGUUCUGAUUUUUUUUGUAAAAAAAACUCAUUCACAACAUUUGCCAACUCUUUCUCUUGCCCUCUGUUUCUCUUCCACUAAAAUUGGUUGGUUGCCACAUUCACUUAUGAUGUGACUGGAAAGCACAUGUUUUUGAAUCCAGUAAAUUUAAUUUUGGAUAAUUUUUUUUUUUUUUAGUGCCUGCUGUUUCCUUUAUAAUUUAAAAUGAUAAGGGCGGGGAGGUGGGGAGAUAAAAAUGAAACAAAAAAAUUUACUGUAUUAGUUAAACAUCUAACUUUUUUGUAAAAAAAUUUAAAAAUCCUUUUUAAAAAAAGUAAGCAUCAAGAGCUUUGUAUCUUCUGGAGUAUAAAGAAAAUAAAAUUUGACAUGAAUUACAUAUAUAAAUAUAUACCUAUAUCUAUAUAUUGUUGUGCAGAAAAUAGGUUGCCAAAACUAUGUAAGUAAAGUUUGUGGCUGGA